This is a messenger RNA of Aspergillus fumigatus Af293, 1140 nucleotides long. Lineage: Eukaryota; Fungi; Ascomycota; Eurotiomycetes; Eurotiales; Aspergillaceae. The record is from RefSeq and is a predicted model, not a curated record.
AUGUCUGUCGGAGUGGCUAUCAUUGGAAGCGGUAUGUCCGCCAUCUAUACUCGUCCAACAGUCAUGAGCCUAGAACUGAUAAAAUCACAGGCAUCUUCGCUCGCGAAGAGCAUCUGGUACGUCAUCUGCUUUCCUGCAGUCCAAGCAGCAAAGGAUUUCCAGCUGAAAGCCGUCUAUUCCCGCUCCCUCAAAUCAGCCCAGGACCUCGCAAGCGGGACUACGGGCGUUGACCUCUACUCCGAGGACUCUGGCCCCGGAAAGGGUUACGCCGAUUUACUCGCCCGCGACGACAUCGCGGCGGUUGUCAUUGCGUGCGUCUGGGUUUCACCCCUCCAGGGAUAUCUCCCCAUCCUGGUCCAGCCGGAUUUCAUCCGCAAGGCUCUGACGGCAGGAAAGCACGUUCUGUCCGAGAAACCGAUUGCCAAGGACAUUGCCACGGCGCGCGACCUGGUACAGUGGUACCAUGCCAACAUUGACACCCGCAAGACUCUCUGGGCCGUUGCGGAGAACUUCCGGUACAUGACCAAGUUCCUACGCACGGCCGAGGAGGUGCAGAAGCUGGGGCGGGUCAAGAAUUUCCGCGUGAACUUUCACGCUCUGGUCUCGACGGACUCGAAGUAUUUUAGUAAGUUAUACCGACUGCGCUCUACGUCUCAUGAUUAUCUGGGUGGAUUCAUCCUGGACGGCGGAGUCCAUGUCGUAGCAGCUCUACGAUUGAUUCUCGGGUCGAACGAUCCAGUCGCUACGAUAUCCGCGCAGUCCUGCCUCCAGCAGCAGCAUCUUCCUCCCUUGGACACGGUGAACGCGGUGAUGAAGACCAAAUCUGGCGCUACGGGUGUGCUAUCCUUGUCGUUCGGAUCAGCGUUUGAUGACUCUGUUUUCGAGUUUGACUGCGAGGGGGGCGUGGUCGCCUUGAACUCUGAUACGCUCACAAUUAAGGGCGAGAGCAAUGAGCUCGCCUUUGACGGACGAGGCGUUAGCCGUGAGGUCGCUGUAUUUGCUACGACGAUUGCCAGCGGUGGUUCUGUCGACAAGCGACAGAGCCCGGAAGAGGCAUUGGCGGAUUUGGAGAUUAUGGAGAAGAUGCUGACCAGUGGUGAGAGAGACGGCGAGAGACAGACCGUGGAAUUACAAGUGUAG